GACAAGCUGAACUAAUACAUGCCAACUCCUGUGGACAUACAAUUCAACGAAGAUUGCUCAGCGCAUAGUGAAGCCGUAUAAGACUGUGCGGGACCAGAUUCCAUUACUAGCCAGCACCCAAACCUGCACCUGUCUCUAUGGGAAAUACCAAAUCGACACCCAGACGGUUAAAGCAGGCUAGUCCGUCUAUGGGCAACAGCCGCUACGAAGCUUGCAGGCUACUGGCCGACAAGCAAAUCCCCAACGUGAUUUGGCUUGAGGAUCUCCUUGCUCUCCAUGGUAGCAAUACACAAGUUUGGGAUCUUCAUCUCUUGGUAGAAGAUCCGCGUACGGCAGCAAAGAUCCUUCUCGAUAGUGGCUACGAAGAAAUGCCACCAGAGGCCAGGUUCGAAAACGACCCCGAAUUUAGUAAACGAGCUAUUCGGAUUGCUCGUUAUCGAUCUUCGACGGGUGUAGUAUUGCACAUGGCUAGAGAAUGGUAUUAUCAAUUGGAUGAUGGCGUGCAAGACUUCCUCCCGCCACUUCAUAGCUUCCUCGACUCAAUGAUUGAGUUUUGGCUCAAUAUUUCCUCUCAGGACUACGUGGAUCGAUUAGGAUUUGCUCUUUAUAUUGGCUGUUUGAUUAACUACUGCUAUUACCUACACAACUCCGAGGGCGAACCGGUCAAGAGUCUCACUUACGCCGAAAAUCUCAAACCAGAGCAUCGAGAAGUUCAUUAUAAUAUCACCUCCGCGGACCCCAAAGAAGAGAGUUUCACGACUACGAGCCGACACAUGUAUCAUGUGAGGAGAAGCAGAGAGAUCAAGGAAGGCAUUUUUGUGUCCAGACCAUAUGAGAAAGGAGUCUUUAGGGCUCCUUUGGCCACAGUUUUGGAGCAAUAAGGAUAAAUUGAACUGUCGUGGUUGAGGCUAUGGCUCAGGUCUGCAAGACGCGAGAGCUGGGUGCUGGCGCCGCCUGCGGAUAACAGGCAGCCAACAAACUGUUUUGUAGCAUUCCACCGUGGAUAUUUUCUUGUAUUUCUGUAGCAAUGUCUCGUUCAAAUAUAAAUACCAAAAAUAGCCUCAUGCCUG
Molecule: messenger RNA, 1070 nt
Organism: Hyaloscypha bicolor E
Lineage: Eukaryota; Fungi; Ascomycota; Leotiomycetes; Helotiales; Hyaloscyphaceae
Exons: 2
Coding region: 138-881 (247 amino acids)
Source: RefSeq, a predicted model, not a curated record